AUGACCGAUCGCCUCGCCGCUGGGCAUGCACGUAAUUUUGAGCACCACCAAUCCCCGCGCUUCUUUCUCACCGAGCUGCGAGCAACCUCGGCGACGGCGGGCCGGGCGGCGGACCAACCUCGGCGAAGGCGGUUCAUUAGAUUUCACCCGCAGCAGCAGCAAAUCGAGCCAAGAAAAGGUAGCGCCCGCCAGUACCAUUGCAGUGAGGAUUGUUUGUUUCCAAGAGAGAGACAGAGAGAGAGAGAGAGAGAGAGCCAUCCAUCCAUGGCGUCUCUUCUUCUCCCUCCUCAGUUCGCCUACUCCCUGCCUUCUUACUGCAUCAGGGGCGCAAAUGGAGAAGUCUGGACUGCAACAUUGUCAAGUUAAGAGGGAUUUUGCUUCGAUGGGAAGUUCUUUGUGGCGCUGCUCAGCAAACCGAACUGAAGCAGUUCAUUCGUCUGCUGGACAAGCGUCGGGGGGAGAUCCUGAGGAUUGCUUGGCGAUGAUCUGAAGACCUGUCCUUAUCCUUAGUUUCUUUUCUCCCUUGGUAGUUUAUCUUGGCUUGUAAUAAAAGUAGAGUACUUGCACUUUCCAGGACAGCUUCCUUUGUUGGGGUCUGCCUGUGGUUAUUUUCGGUUGGUGUGUUAACUGUUGUGUAGCUGGUUUAUGGGCUUUUUCUGCUCCAUUUAUAAAAAGUGGGGUAGGGGGGGAAACCCCUUUCGUUCAA
Messenger RNA from Hordeum vulgare subsp. vulgare (domesticated barley), 706 nucleotides. RefSeq lists its product as uncharacterized. The transcript is spliced from 5 exons. Lineage: Eukaryota; Viridiplantae; Streptophyta; Magnoliopsida; Poales; Poaceae. The record is from RefSeq and is a predicted model, not a curated record. Bases 1 to 366 code for a protein of 121 amino acids.